AUGCUCUUGCGCGUGCGCCUGCGCAGGGAUAAGAGCGAGGUAGGGACGGCGCGUGGCCGGCGCCGCUACGGAGACAGCUAGACCAGUGGCUGGAUGGCGCGGGGCGGGGUGGAGCGAACAGGGGCUCUGGGCCCGGCUCUGCGGCUGCUGCUCGGUCUUGGACUAAGCCUGGAGGCGGCCGCGACCCCGCUUCCCACACAGACCUCGGGCCAGGCCGCAGGCUCGUGCCCACCCACCAAGUUCCAGUGCCGCACCGGUGACUUAUGCGUGCCCCUCAACUGGCGCUGCGACACUGAUGAGGACUGCCCUGAUGCCAGUGAUGAAGAGGAAUGCCCGAUUGAGCCGUGUACCCAGAAUGGGCAAUGCCCACCGCCCCCUGGCCACCUCUGCUCCUGUACUGGCGUCAGUGACUGCUCCGGGGAAACCGACGAGAAACUGCGCAACUGCAGCCGCCCAACCUGCCCAGCAGGAGAGCUCCAUUGCACCCUGAGCGAUGAAUGCAUUCCACUCACAUGGCUCUGCGACGGCCACCCAGACUGUUCUGACUCCAGUGAUGAGCUCGGCUGUGGAACCAGUGAGACCCUCCUGAAAGGGAAUGCCACAACUAUGGGGCCGCCUGUGACCUUUGAGAGUGUCACCUCUCUCAGGAAUGCAACGUCCUCUGGAAGACCAAGUGCCUAUGGGGUUAUUGCAGUUGCCGCGGUACUUAGUACAAGCCUGGUGGCUGCCACCCUCCUCCUUUUGUUCUGGCUUCGAGCCCAGGGGCGCCUCUGCCCAAUGGGGCUGCUGGUGAAUGCAAAGGAGUCCCUGGUGGUGUCAGAACGGAAGACUUUUCUGAUCUGAGGACAAACACUGGCCACCACCAUCACCCAGCCCUGGGUGCAGCCGGGCAGGAGGUGAUCAGUGAUGUGGGCAGCCAUAUAGGCGUGCCAGCCCUCAGAGACCAGGGCUGUUCUGGCUAUGUGGAACCUCCAGCCUCAAACUCGAGCUCCUGCAGAAGCAGCCCUGGAGAUUCAGAGUCCCUGGACAUUCCCUAUGGAGACCUGGGGAGCUUGGAAGGGGAACACGCCACAGCCAGAACUGAGGGGCUGGCCCCAGGCAGCUCCCAGGGGGUGGAAUGACCCCAUGCGGAAGACACUCCUGCUGCCCCAUCAGAGGGCGGUGAAUAAAGUUGCUUCACAACCUC
Molecule: messenger RNA, 1186 nt
Organism: Callithrix jacchus (white-tufted-ear marmoset)
Lineage: Eukaryota; Metazoa; Chordata; Mammalia; Primates; Cebidae
Gene: CD320
Product: CD320 molecule
Cellular component (GO): plasma membrane
Molecular function (GO): protein binding
Source: RefSeq, a predicted model, not a curated record